This is a messenger RNA of Cylicocyclus nassatus, 2253 nucleotides long. The record is from the annotation of a GenBank genome assembly. Lineage: Eukaryota; Metazoa; Nematoda; Chromadorea; Rhabditida; Strongylidae.
AGACUUCCUUCCAAUCGGCGCUUCGCAACAGUUCGCUUAUACCUACAUCUGUAUACCUAUAAAAUAAUCAUCUGAGGCCAUCGUGGUUUAGUGAUGAUGGAUUUCCCCUUUGCAAAGAGACUGCUCGAAGCAGUUUGUGCUGUGUUGAUAGUGAUGUGCACAAUGACAACUAUAGCCAUGAUUGGUUGGCAGCACGCAGAGACAAGAUACACAAAUCCAUUGCCAAAGUGGGACAAUUUCAGCUUUACAACCAGUCUUGAUAGUGCUGAACAAGACAGCCUCAUUUUUCAUCCAUUCGAAAACGCAUGCAAGUUUGCGAUCUCCAGUAUCUAUGCAUCAGACAUUACGCCCAGUGCCACUGAACGCUUACGGCAACUACAGUGCCCAUAUGAAAAUUUCGAUCUUGCUACUAUGGACAGCGAGGGAUACAUGUACGUCCAUCCACACUACUCAGCCUAUCCAAAAUAUACAAACGACGUUAAAUGCAAGGUUGUUUUUUUGGAAGGAGCGCUGAGAAAUAACAUUACAGGCAGAGGAAAAAACGAUUUUAGAGAAGUCGCGGAAGUGGAGGCACCCGAGAAUACGCGAUUUUUUGCCAAUGGGGAUGUGUUCUGCAUACGCUGCUUCAGAAAUGGCACAAUAAUAUUCGAGCAUGUCUAUCCUGGCAUAAGAGAUUUGAACAAGGAGCCUAACAUGAUAUAUACUGCCAAAGAUAUGGAGUCAUUCGAUGAUUAUGGCAGAAGGAAUGAGUCAAAACCAAAUAAGAAGCCUGACUUGCAUUACUCUAUUGAUAUUCUCGCUUUUGAUUCAACUUCUCGAACGAUGUUCAUGCGACAUUUACCUCGUACCAUGGAAACCAUGAACAAGCUAGGAUAUGAGCUUUUUUUUGGUUACACUAAGAUCGGAGACAAUUCAGCAGUAAAUAUUCUGCCAAUCCUUGCCGGAGAUUUGCCUGAAGCUCUUAAACAGUCAAAGAUAGAUGAAUUUGGAGAUAUAAACAUCGAGUGGAUUUUACCUUCAAAACAAAAGAUAGAUCCAGACAACAUACCGUUUCUAUGGAAGUUAAUGGAGAAAGAAUUUGGAUGUCGUUCUAUGUUCAAUGAAGACAUAGGAGUAGCUCACCGUGGUUUGUUCCACUAUCCACCGGAAGAAUUUCUUCCUGGCUUUACCUCACUGCCGGCGGAUCAUUUCUAUCGAACUUAUUAUCUUGCUGUGUAUAAGAGAUGGAAAUAUACUCAGUGUAAAGAUGGUGACCAAGUUCAACGACGUUAUAUGGAUUUGUGGCGUCGUUUCGCAAAUAAAUACAAAGAUAUCUGCCAUAUGGGCUUUACAUUUGUGACAACAAUUUCUCAUGAAUGGGGCUUUACGCUUGAACUUUUGGACGAACAACUUUCUUCAAGUCUUGAAAACCUUUAUUUCACAGGAGCGCUAGAUAAGGGAAUCAGCAUCAUAAUGGGUGAUCAUGGUAAUCGAAUGGGACGGCAACAAUACUCAUACAGCGGCAGAAUAGAGGAGCGCAUGCCUCUCAUGGCUAUUCGCUUGCCACCAGACUUCAAGAAAGCACAUACGAAUGAAUAUCUCAAUUUCAUUACAAACAAAUGGAAACUGACAAGCAACUUCGACAUUCAUCAAACAUUGAAAGACAUAGCACUAAUGCGUUUUGGAAAUUCGAGGGAAUCUAGAAACUAUGGUCGAGGAAUUAGUCUUUUCAAAGAGAUACCUGCUAACAGAAGCUGUUUUGAUGCCUAUAUUCCUGAAAACUUUUGCACUUGCUUAAUAGAUCGCUCAAAUCUAUCAAACGCAACCGUGGAAUCAACAAAGGAAAAGUAUAUAUUAUCAGCUAUAGAAAAGUUUUUUAUGGAUAAUAAUGAAAUAAGUGACUGCUUCGAUCUUACAAACAUAACGUUAGCAAACACUGCUGCUGUACUUGGAUUGAAUCCCUUGGCCAGACAUGGGUUUCGCAAAAAGGAUAAUGCCGCUCGCAUAGAGGAGGCUAGGAGAAAGUAUCCAAAAAUGGAUUUUCUCUAUCAUGAAAUUAUUGUGCUAUUGCAAUCAUCACGAGAUCGACUGACUUUUCGGCUUCUAUUUCGCGUGGAAGAAAAGGUGAAGGAGGGCACCUAUAAUGUAGUACUGGAACCGUUAGUGCAAGAUGCUCCUGCAGAUUGUUAUGCUAAAUCGGUUUUUAGUUUAUGUAAAUGCCUCUUUUCUACCAAAUUGUAAAAAACUAUAAUGUAUUUUGUGCGUAAGUAAUAA